Molecule: messenger RNA, 1789 nt
Organism: Musca vetustissima
Lineage: Eukaryota; Metazoa; Arthropoda; Insecta; Diptera; Muscidae
Gene: Ns1
Product: guanine nucleotide-binding protein-like 3 homolog
Exons: 5
Coding region: 48-1787 (579 amino acids)
Cellular component (GO): nucleolus
Molecular function (GO): GTP binding
Source: RefSeq, a predicted model, not a curated record
GUGUUUGGUAUUUUUAAGUUGUAUUUACAUCAGGGACCGCAGAAACCAUGGCUUUAAAACGUUUAAAAACCAAAAAGUCCAAGCGUAUGACGGGCAAACUCAAACAUAAAAUUGAAAAGAAAGUCCGUGAACACAAUAGGAAAGUGCGUCGGGCCGAAAAGAAGAAUCCCAAGAAGGGCAGUAAGAAACAGAAGCUCAUACAAAUUCCCAAUAUAUGUCCCUUCAAAGAAGAUAUCCUGAAAGAAGUGGAGGAGGCCAAGAAGCGCCAAGAGGAGGAGAAACAACGUAAACGUGAAGCCAUACGUUUGGAGAGGAGUCAAAAUAAAUUCAAGACUUUGGAAGCCUUGGCCGAUGAUGCUGAUAUGCGUGGUACUGUGCACACAAUAAUGCAUGAAAAUGAUGUUGCCAGUGAUGAGAAACAAUACAAAACCUCCGAUACCAAGGAACAAUCGUUGAAACAAUAUUUCAAAGAAUUCAAAAAAGUUUUGGAAAAUGCUGAUGUUGUACUGGAGGUUGUGGAUGCUCGCGAUCCCUUGGGUACACGCUGUACGGAGGUUGAGCGGGCUGUUAAGGCUGCACCAGGCAAUAAACGUUUAGUGCUGAUUUUAAAUAAGGCCGAUUUGGUACCGAAAGAAAAUUUAAAUGCCUGGUUGAAAUAUUUUAGACGUUUGGGUCCCGUCACCGCAUUUAAGGCCUCCACACAAGAUCAAAAUACCAAAUUAGGAAGGCGUAAAUUUCAUCAAAUGAAUUCGGAGAAAGCUAUGCAAGGCUCCAUGUGUGUGGGUGCUGAACUUUUAAUGUCCAUGUUGGGUAAUUAUUGCCGCAACAAAGGCAUUAAGACAUCGAUACGUGUCGGCGUUGUUGGUAUACCGAAUGUGGGUAAAAGUUCCAUUAUUAAUUCAUUGACUCGUGGCAAAGCUUGUUCUGUGGGUUGUACUCCAGGUGUUACAAGAGCUAUGCAAGAAGUUGAAUUGGACUCCAAAAUUAAAUUAAUCGAUUGUCCCGGUAUUGUCUUUGCAAACUCCGCCAAGAAUGAAAAUAUGCCUGCUGUUCUCAAGAAUGCACAACGUGUCGGAGAUGUCAAAGAUCCUUUCACCGUGGCCGAAAGUGUUCUGAAACGUGCCAGCAAAGAAUAUUUCUGUAAAUUAUAUGAUAUCACCGAAUAUGAUACAUUUGAAGAAUUCUUUGCCAAGAAAGCAGCACGUAUGGGUAAAUUUUUGAAAAAAGGUGUACCAGAUGUUGUUGCCGCUGCACGUAGUGUCUUAAACGAUUGGAAUACAGGAAAAAUUAAAUAUUGUACACAACCACCAGAGGUUGUGGAAAACAACGAUGUCCAUGUUAGUGCCUCGAUUGUACAUGCUGAAGCCCGCGAGUUUGAUGUGGAUAAUUUCGAGCAGAUGGAAACUGAAAUUCUUAAUAAUUUCGAUGUUAAAAAAGAUGAUGUUAUGGAAAUUACAUCAAGUGGUCCGGUGGAAUAUAAACCAAUGGAUGAUGAUGAGGCGGAGGAGAAGGAAGAUGACAAGAAAACAAUAAUUGAUGAAACUGAAGUUCAUAGUAAGCGAAAGAAGAGGAAAAUGGAUGAUGAGGAUAAAAAGGAGAAAAAUGAUCCCACUUUGGAGUUGGAAGGCAAUCAAACCCUUAACAAAAACAUCAAAGAGUUGAUGAAGAAAAAGAAGAAACAGGAAAAGAAAGUUUCCAAAAUUGCCGAUGUCUUAGAUAGCUUCAGUAUAAGCACAAAUACCGAUGAUAAAUAUGAUUUCGAUGAGGACUAUGUUAUUGAUGAAUAGAC